Durio zibethinus is the source of this 1879-nucleotide messenger RNA. The record is from RefSeq and is a predicted model, not a curated record. Lineage: Eukaryota; Viridiplantae; Streptophyta; Magnoliopsida; Malvales; Malvaceae.
UACGAGAGGACGAGGAUCCAUGGGGUUACUAGAGAAGAUCCUCCCACCGCGCCUGGAGGACGCGGGGCUCGAGGACUGCGCUCUUCCUCCAGAUUCCAUACACGAGGCCUUCCUCAAAGCCGCCUCUGCUGUCAAGUCACGUGCGGCUACCUUCUUCCACUCUGAUGGUGAAGAUGAGGUUGGAACCGCAUGCGUCGACUACCCAUUCCCCGACAACGGUAAGUGCUCCUCCGAUAUUCUUGAUUCGCUGCUGUGUCCGGACAUGUCUGAUGUCGUAGUGGUAGGAGGGUCUCCAGACCCUGCCUCAGUCUCGGGGAAGGCUGCGUGAAGGGAAAGGAAGGGGGCAGGGAGUUGGUGGAAGGUAACGACAUGGUGGUUGUAGGUGGUGAUGGUGUAGAGGCGGUGGAUGGGAAGGGUUGUCUAGAUGAUGAGUUGAAGGGUUUGAAGAUUGGAGAGAGGGAAAAAGAAGAAUGAAAAUGAGGAGGAUGAUGAGAGGAGGGGAAAGGAAAAACCAACUCUGGUUACGGGUUUCGUGUAAGAUCCCUUCUUGAUGCUUAAUGUAGCUCCUGUCUGUACAAAUUUUCUUUUUCCUUUUUGAAUAAUUUAAGGGUGUGGCCAAAAAAUAAAACUUUAAGGGUGAUGGGAAAACAUCCACAAAUCUCAUUGAACAUGAAAGGAUGUCAUCAACGGUAGUUUUAAUUGACAUCCACAAUAGCUUUAAUUUGCCAAUUGAGAAUUCCUUCAGCAUCAUUAAUCUGUUGCACCACUUCAAGGUUGUUCGAUUCCGCCCAUAGAUUACUCCAUCUCUUUCCAGUACUGCUAGAUGACAAGUCUAAUAGCCAGUGCUUAAGCGGUCUCAGUUGAACUUCUGAAACAACAUAUAUUGAAUCCGUCCACGACUUGAUCCCAGGAGUCUCUAAAAACAGCAGCUAGUUCUGCUUUGUUGGUUUUGCAUGUAAAUGAGGCAUAACAAUUAACUUUGACAAUCAUGAGAGGAGGUUUCUGCCAAAUAAUACUGCCUAAAUCUUGAGCUUGUGCAGGGCCUGGUAUCAUUAAUUGAAUUAUAAGCUUCCUCAAAUUCUCCAUACCCUUCAGCAGCUUGCCUCCAAACUUGACUUGGGUCUUCCUUUAUCCCUUCGAAAAUGGAUUUGUUCCUAGCUUUUCAAAGGUUCCAACUAAAGAUAGCAAUCAAACUUCUGGAACUCAAAUAUCCAAAAUGGCGAAAGUUAGCACAUACUUCCUUCAACAACCGAAAGAAACCAACAAAAUUACUCCCUACUCGGGAACUAGCUCAGAGUACUGGCUCCCCUAGCAGCUGAUAAUAAAAAGAGACAAUGCUCAAUUGAUUUAUUUUCAAGCUCGCAACUUGGACGUAAGGGAGAAAGCAUGGAGACGUUUAAAAAGGUUUGUCUUGAACAGGGGAUUGCUAUGAGGCGAUAAAGGCAUUAGCGAUGUAGUUGUGAGCUUUGAAGGCACCACUCCAGAUGGUUUCUCAGGGGUGUUCGCCCACCUUUAUUGGGAGAUUGUAGGGGAUUGGGUGAUUCAAGCAACAAAGGACUUCUUUGCCACUCGUCGGCUGGCGUAAGAAACAAAUUUAACCCACGUAGUUUUUAUCCCCGAAGUUGCCAAACCUGACGAGGUGUCCCAAAGCAGACCAAUUAGCCUAUUUAAUUUUAUUUACAAGGUUAUCUCGAGACUUUGGUUAACAGAUUGGAAGGGAUUCUUCCUGAUGUUAUUUGCCCGGAGCAGUAUGCAUUUGUUCCUUCUAGGCAAAUUUUCGAUAAUUUUAUUGUGGGCUGUAGGCCAUGAGGCUUUUCAUCAACUGAGAAUCAAAAGAAGCAAGAAGGAUUUUGAAUUGUGGGUUGAAUGUUUAUACAAG